CAACAACAACAAAAAAAAACAUGUUGCACAGGCAGUACAGUGUUUAUAGCUCAUUCACUGUCCAUGGUGCUGAAGUGCUGCUCUGCACUGAGACACUUCUUAUUUGAGGUCUUCGGGUGAGCUGGUUGGAUUUAGUUUUAUAAUUUGGUGACUGAUUGUGACACCUUUUUCAGAGAGACAAACGGCACGUUCAUUUCGAAGUGAUUUUGCAAUGAUCUACAGUAUAUUUAAAUCAGGUUAAUUACCAGAAAACACACGACACACCCGUGUUCAUUUUGUAUGUUCUCUCUAUCUUUCCCUUUCUCUUUAAUCAGGCAAGGGUUGAUGGUCUUACUGUUUACCAACAGAAAAGAGAACAAACUAGGCAUAUGUUUUCUGGUAGUUCUCCAUAUUGAUGAAUUUAUUUAUUUAUUUUUAUUAUUAUUUGGAUUAGAAUCAGCAAUCAUGGACGCAUUUUUGUGACAAACAUGCCAUAACAUAGAAACUAGCCAGUUGUUGUUUAAGUUUCUUAUUUUAUCCUCUAAGUGACGCUGUUGCCUGAAAAACAACUUCUACUGUGCAUUGUGAGGCAGUGCUGUUCCCUCCUCUCUUACUGCGUUUUACAUGAGGGGGUGAUCUGUGUUUCACACAAGCUGGAGCUCAUCGGACACUCACAGUUGGUUAGCACUUUUGUCACUAUUCAGAAAUUUGACCUGGAAUGUAUGCGUUUUCCAGACUGAGUUGAAAUAUUCACUCUAUUGUUCGGUUUGCUUAAAGACCCUGUUUUCACAUGGCAUCUAAAAAACAACACCGAGACAGUGCUGCAAGAUGGCGAUUUCGAGGGCCAGUGUGCCUGUUUCUUUUUCAGUUUCUUUUUCUUAAUCAAGCGGAGGCACAGAUUCGUUAUUCUAUACCAGAGGAGAUGAAGAAAGGGUCCCUUGUUGGAAACGUCGCACAAGAUCUUGGUUUGGAUCUGAAAAGGCUCCGUUCUGGCCGGGCCCGUAUCGUGACCGGAGAGAACAUCCAGUACACCGAGCUGAAGGCAGACAAAGGGACUUUGGUCGUGAAUGAGAGAAUAGACCGAGAGCUGCUUUGUGGAGACGUGACACCGUGUAGCUUUACCUUUGAGAUUUUAUUGGAAAAACCGAUGGAGUUACACCCUGUAACAAUAGAAGUAUUGGAUGUAAACGACAACGCUCCCACUUUCCAAAACAGCCACUUGGAAUUUGAAAUAAGCGAAUCAACUGCGCUUGGUUCCCGUUUUGUUUUAGAGAGUGCAGACGAUGCUGAUGUCGGGGAAAACGGUCUACAGAACUAUAUUUUAACUCCGAACGACGAUUUUAUUUUGAAACAACAUGUUUAUCCGGACGGCAGUAAAUAUGUCGAAAUGGUCCUUCAGAAACCCUUAGACAGAGAACGACAGCCACGCCUGUCUUUAAAACUGUUGGCUGUGGACGGCGGAAAUCCACAAAGAUCUGGUACAGUAAAUAUAGAUGUCAAUAUUCUAGAUGCUAAUGAUAACGCUCCUACAUUUAAUCAGUCUGUAUAUAAAGCCACCGUGAUUGAAAAUUCACCAAAAGGUACUCACAUUGUUACUGUAAAUGCAAGCGACAUAGACAGUGGCUCAAAUGGAAAGGUGACGUAUUCCUUUUCAAAAUCUAAAGCAGGAAUAGCUGAUUUCUUCGACAUAGAUGAAAUCACUGGAAAAAUAUAUGUGGCAAAGGAAAUUGAUUUUGAGAAAGACAAAAAAAUUGAAUUCAGGGUUGAAGCUAAAGAUCAAGGAGGACUGACAGAUUCUAGCAAAGUGGAAAUUGAUGUUAUCGAUGUAAAUGAUAAUGCUCCCGCCAUUAAUGUCAUGUCAUUCACCAGUCCUGUGUCAGAAGACUCCCCUGUUGGUACCACCAUUGGCAUAAUUAAUGUUAAAGAUAUUGAUUCGGGUGAAAACGGGCAAGUAAGGUGCUCGAUCGAAGGCAAUGUUCCUUUUAAAAUCAAAUCCAAUUUAAGAAAUUAUUACGCAUUGAUGACUGAUGCUGCAUUAGAUCGUGAAACUCUGUCAGAAUGUAACAUCACUGUUGUUGCCUCAGACGCAGGAUCGCCUCGACUCUCAACUAAAAGAACCUUUUAUCUGAAGAUUUCUGAUGUCAAUGAUAAUGCUCCAGUGUUUCCACGAGGGCUUUAUAGUGCAUUCAUUCCAGAGAAUAACUCUCCAAGUGUGUCUGUACUGAGUGUUAAUGCUAAAGACCCAGACGAAAACCAGAACUCACGUGUUUCCUAUAUUUUAGAAGACUGUGAGAUCGGCGGAUCUCCAGUUUCUGCAUAUGUUUCUGUGAAUGCAGAAAGUGGAGUAGUUUAUGCAGUGCGCUCAUUUGAUUAUGAACAAAUCAAACAUCUCUUUUUUGUCGUCAGAGCGCAGGAUGGAGGCUCUCCUCCACUCAGUAGUAAUGUGACUGUAAAAAUAAUGGUCCAGGACCAGAACGACAACCCUCCUCAGGUUCUGUACCCAGUCCAGACUGGUGGCUCUCUGGUGGAUGAAAUGGUUCCUCGUUCAGCAGAUGUGGGCUAUCUGGUCACUAAAGUGGUGGCUGUUGAUGUGGACUCUGGACAGAAUGCCUGGCUCUCCUAUAAACUGCAGAAAGCCACAGACAGGGCGCUGUUUGAAGUGGGCUUACAGAAUGGAGAAAUAAGAACUAUCCGCCAGGUCACUGAUAAAGAUGCUGUGAAACAAAGACUGACUGUUAUAGUGGAGGACAACGGGCAGCCCUCUCGUUCAGCUACAGUCAUUGUUAACGUGGCGGUGGCGGACAGCUUCCCUGAAGUGCUGUCGGAGUUCACUGACUUUACACACGACAAGGAGUACAAUAACAACCUGACUUUUUACUUAGUGCUGGCUUUGGCUGUAGUUUCCUUCCUCUUCAUCACGUGUUUAGUGGUUAUUAUAUCAGUGAAAAUCUACAGAUGGAGACAGUCUCGCAUCCUGUAUCACUCCAACCUCCCUGUGAUUCCAUAUUAUCCACCACGUUACUCAGACACUUUGGGGACAGGGACUCUCCCACACGUGUACAACUACGAGGUGUGCAGGACGACUGACUCCAGAAAGAGUGACUGUAAGUUCGGCAGAGCUGGUAGUCAGAACGUGCUGAUAAUGGACCCCAGUUCUACAGGGACGAUGCAGCGGAUACAGAGUGAGAAGAGCAUCCUGGAUGAACCAGACUCUCCUCUUGAGGUUAGUUAAAUUAUUUCACUUUGUCUUUGCUCUCUGUGUUUUAUAGUUGGAUUGGUCGCGUUCCCUUUCAGCACCAUGGACAGCAUCUCAGUCAGUUUGUGUCACUUGAUAGUGAGCA
Molecule: messenger RNA, 3320 nt
Organism: Larimichthys crocea (large yellow croaker)
Lineage: Eukaryota; Metazoa; Chordata; Actinopteri; Sciaenidae
Product: protocadherin beta-16-like
Exons: 1
Coding region: 770-3211 (813 amino acids)
Biological process (GO): homophilic cell-cell adhesion
Cellular component (GO): plasma membrane
Molecular function (GO): calcium ion binding
Source: RefSeq, a predicted model, not a curated record